AUGGACUACGAUGGACUACGAUGGACUACGAUGGACUACGAUAAACUACCGUGGACUACCAUGGACUACCAUGGACUACCAUGGACUACCAUGGAGUACGAUGGAUUACCAUGGACUACUAUGGACUACCAUGGACUACAAUGGACUACCAUGGACUACCAUGGACUACCAUGGACUACCAUGGACUACCAUGGAGUACGAUGGACUACUAUGGACUACCAUGGACUACCAUGGAGUACCAUGGACUACUAUGGACUAUUAUGGACUACCAUGGACUACAAUGGAUUACCAUGGACUACCAUGGAGUACGAUGGAUUACUACGGACUACUAUGGACUACCAUGGACUACAAUGGACUACCAUUGGACGAUGUUGGAUCACGAUAUUCAACAAAGGAUAA
Molecule: messenger RNA, 399 nt
Organism: Apis mellifera (honey bee)
Lineage: Eukaryota; Metazoa; Arthropoda; Insecta; Hymenoptera; Apidae
Exons: 1
Coding region: 1-399 (132 amino acids)
Source: RefSeq, a predicted model, not a curated record